Molecule: messenger RNA, 1977 nt
Organism: Agrilus planipennis (emerald ash borer)
Lineage: Eukaryota; Metazoa; Arthropoda; Insecta; Coleoptera; Buprestidae
Product: eukaryotic peptide chain release factor GTP-binding subunit ERF3A
Exons: 9
Coding region: 319-1950 (543 amino acids)
Biological process (GO): translation
Cellular component (GO): translation release factor complex
Molecular function (GO): GTP binding; GTPase activity; translation release factor activity
Source: RefSeq, a predicted model, not a curated record
UCCUAACUGUUUUGUAAAAUAGAUUGAGAUUGAAUUAAUUUUUUUACCAAUUGCAAAUAGUACUUGAUAUUAUUGUUUAUGGAUUUGUGUCUUUUUAUUAUCGAUUAGCAAAUUUAUGAUUGAAAAGUACUGGUGACUUUCGUAGAAUUGUUUUGAAAUAUUUUGACAGUUGCUAUUUGACAGUGCAGGGUGCAGGUGCCAUAAUUUCCGCCGUAGAGUCAAACGCACGCGGAUCGUAAUCACGGGCAGUGGAAUUAUCAUUGUAGAAACAGUUAUUUUAAUUUUAGUGUUUAAAUAAAAGUAAAUAGUGCAUUAACAAUGUCCAACAACACGGCUCCAGACUCAUGGGAAUCUCAAGCAGAUUCUACUUCAGCAAAUAAUUCACCAACACGGCCUCCAGACGUGACAGCUGCAUUUUCCACGUUGAAUGUUGAUGCUGAAGAAUUUGUGCCUUCUUUCGCAAAGUCGAUUGUAAUUAAAGAAAAUAUAUCGUCUGUUAAGUCCGAGAAUGCCGAAGAAUCGCCCGUUGCUGAUCCUGUUCUAAAUGGCAUGAACUCAGAGCCUCCAACAGAAAAAGAAGAGGUUAAAGAACCUCCUCCUCUGCCUCCUGCUGACCGAGGGGAUGUUUCUCCAAGUGAUGGCGGAACUGAAGGAGGUACUUGGGAGGAUGAGGCAGAAGAUGUAGAUGAAGCAUCAACUCCUGAUAGGGAUGAAGAGGAACCUUCUUCGGAGGAAACGCCGAAGCUAUCAAAGAAGAAGCCAAAAAAACCUGAUGAAGAGUCUCAGAUUAAGAAAGAACACGUGAACGUUGUGUUCAUUGGACACGUUGAUGCUGGUAAAUCAACUAUUGGAGGACAGAUUAUGGCUCUUACAGGAAUGGUUGAUAAGAGAACUCUAGAAAAAUAUGAACGGGAAGCUCGAGAAAGGAGUAGAGAAACGUGGUAUUUGUCGUGGGCUUUAGAUACUAAUCAAGAAGAAAGAGAAAAAGGAAAAACGGUGGAAGUAGGUCGAGCGUAUUUUGAGACUGAAAGAAAACAUUUCACGAUCCUGGAUGCUCCUGGUCAUAAAAGUUUCGUUCCUAACAUGAUAGGUGGUGCUGCGCAGGCUGACCUUGCUGUUCUGGUUAUUUCUGCUAGAAAAGGUGAAUUCGAAACGGGCUUCGAUAGGGGUGGUCAGACGCGAGAACAUGCCAUGUUGGCUAAAACGGCUGGAGUUAAGCACCUUACCGGAUUUGAUUGCAGCGUCAUUCGAUAUUAUUCAUGGGGAUGUGCACAUAGAAAAUCGUUUACUUUUUUCAGAGGUCUUCCUUUCAUUCCAUUUAUCGAUCAAUUGCCCAUGUUAAAUCGCAAGAGCGAUGGUCCCUUCAUAAUGCCAAUAGUUGACAAAUAUAAAGACAUGGGUACCGUCGUAAUGGGUAAGGUUGAAUCGGGAGAAUGUCGAAAGGGCCUUAGUCUACUGGUCAUGCCCAACAGAACACCAGUAACCGUCGAUCAAUUGUGGUCAGACGAUGAAGAGGUAAGUCGAAUCGUACCGGGAGAAAACGUGAAAGUAAAAGUGAAAGGGAUCGAAGAGGAGGAUGUGAGUCCUGGAUUCGUUUUAUGUGACGCGGUCAACCCGAUACGUACGGGACGCAUAUUUGACGCGCAAGUUGUCAUUCUAGAACACAAAUCGAUUAUUUGCGCAGGUUAUAGCGCAGUCAUGCACAUACAUUGCGCCGCUGAAGAAGUCACGGUCAAAGCCUUAAUUUGUUUAGUUGAUAAGAAAACUGGUGACAAAAGCAAAUCUCGGCCGAGGUUUGUCAAACAAGACCAGGUGGCUAUUAUGAGGAUCGAGUGCGCAGGCGUUAUUUGUCUUGAAGAGUUUAAGAAGUUCCCUCAGAUGGGCCGGUUCACUCUGAGAGAUGAAAAUAAGACAAUUGCAAUUGGAAAGGUACUGAAAGUGGUCGAGUAAGUUUUUAAUUAAUAAAAACAAAUAAAA